Molecule: messenger RNA, 287 nt
Organism: Piliocolobus tephrosceles (Ugandan red Colobus)
Lineage: Eukaryota; Metazoa; Chordata; Mammalia; Primates; Cercopithecidae
Product: zinc finger protein 98-like
Exons: 3
Coding region: 27-287 (86 amino acids)
Biological process (GO): regulation of DNA-templated transcription
Source: RefSeq, a predicted model, not a curated record
GCAAGUAGUGGAGAUCAACAGUUAAGAUGCCAGGACCCCCUGGAAGCCUAGAAAUGGGAGUGUUGACAUUUAGGGAUGUGGCUGUAGAAUUCUCUCUGGAGGAGUGGCAAUGUCUGGACACUGCACAGCGGAAUUUAUAUAGGAAUGUGAUGUUAGAGAACUACAGAAACCUGGUCUUCCUGGGUAUUGCUGCCUCUAAGCCAGACCUGAUCACCUGUCUGGAGCAAGGAAAAGAACCUUGGUAUGUGAAGAGACAUAAGAUGGGAGCUGAACCCCCAGGUAGGUGA